Molecule: messenger RNA, 3531 nt
Organism: Mobula hypostoma (lesser devil ray)
Lineage: Eukaryota; Metazoa; Chordata; Chondrichthyes; Myliobatiformes; Myliobatidae
Product: myosin heavy chain, cardiac muscle isoform-like
Exons: 3
Coding region: 1-723 (240 amino acids)
Source: RefSeq, a predicted model, not a curated record
AUGAGUGAGGCCGACAAGGAGAAGACAGCUGUUAUAGGUCCCCUGGGAUUCUUCCAGUCCAAAAAGAUGUCCCAGGGCAUAUCCGGAGCCCUUGCAACCUUCUCGUGGGGCAUGGGGAAGACCAUGGGGGAUGUGGACUUGUGUGGAGUUUUGAUGUAUUUGGAUGAUCUCCUAACGUUGGGUUUCGCCUUGGAAGACUAUGAAGCGAGAAAUUACCCAACGUACCAGUUGAAUUUCCUGGCGUUGGAACAGACGACAGUGGCGGAGGAACUGAAUGACUGUCUCUAUGGGAUCAAGUUUGAAGUGGAGACAGAGAAACAGAAUUCCGAGCAGAAACUGGAGAAAUUGAUCCAGAACAAGUUGGACGACUUGCACGUUGGGGAAGACAAAGGAAGCUGCCUGAGUAGGGCAAACAGAGAACUGAGAGCACCAAGAGGGGAGUCUGAAUACAAUUCAGAGGAGGUGAAGCAAUGGCGGACAGAUCUCGGAAGAGGGGAGCGGAAGCUUGAAGGAGACCUGAAGAUGAUCAUUGACAGCGUAAAUGAAAUGGGAAAACUGGAAGUUGAACAGGAAGCAAUCAUUAAGAAGAAAGAGCUGGAGAUAAGUUCAGAGACCAAUAAACUGAAGGAGUCCAAGAAGAAGCUGACGCCUCGAUUACAGGAGGCUGAAGAGGCAGCAAAGGCAGCCCAGGCCAAGUGCUCCAGUUUGAAGAAAGCCAAAUAGCAGCUACUGAUCGAGGAAAUGGGGAAGAAUACGGAUUCAAAGGAUGAUGAGCUGGAUGUGUGCUGUCCUUUGCAUGGGAUUUGGUCAGAAUGCGUCAUGGGGAUGAAGAGAGAAGACGCACAUGAAGAGAUGCUGCGAGCUGGCUCCGGAGUGGACCCCGAGCGGGGGCUCAGGACCCGGGCAGAUUUCGGAAGAAAUCAAAUGGUGGACUGAGGAUAUUGCGUGAGCUCCAACGAGUAAUUUGAGCACGAACUGUCUAAUUAUCAUUCUUGGCGCCUUUUUAUUUUAUAUUUUGGUUCUCUACUAAUCCCAUAGUUCAAGUAAGAGUUAUAAAAUCUUAAUUAUUUAACCGCAUCACCCCGAGAUCGUGCCACUAGGCAAAGCGAGUGUUACAUGUGCUUCUCAUUUAUGAUUUGCUUGACUUGUCUUGAAUGCUUUUUGGUUUGGUCCGUUGAAAAUCUACCAUACUGUUGGACCUUAGAGAGAGACAGAGGCGAUAUGUGUUUUCAUGAAUUAAUUGAAAAAAAGCUGAUCCUCCAAUUUUCCACAUCAACAAAUUGGGUGAGUUGCUAAGGUAAUAUUGUACAAUGAACCUGAGGAAAGUUGGUUUAGUAAUUACAAAGGGGAUGAAUACUUUUUCAGCCUCACAAUUUUGGUUUUUAAUCUUUAGUAAACUGUUGACAGGUUUUGGAAUUUUUCUUUUGAUUCAACAUGAUGCACAAUGUUUUGUAGAUAAGCUCAGACAAAUCCUGCUUUAAACUAGUUUAAAUUUUAAAAAUGAGAGAGUAAAAUGUGAAAAUAGUUGUGUAGGCUGAAUGUUUUUUUAAGGCACUGUAUAUAAGACGGCCUUUGCCCAUCUCAAGGGGAUGUUUUCACUGCCUACACAGGAAAGCAGGAAAAUGCAAAGAUCCAGACAAGGUGGUGGCAGAUCAGUCACACGCUCCAAUAAACUUUAACUUGCUAUGAAUAAGGUUAAAAUUGACUCCAAAAUGGUUCCAAUUUUAAGAAAACCAGACAGCUUGUACCAUGAGAAGUAAUGAUACAAUAUUAGUCCUUGUCAUCAAAGGAGAAAGACCAUAAGGAACAACAAGGAACGAGGCAUACAGCAAAGGUUCCUCUAACACCUCCACAAAUAACUUUGUCUCUCAGGUGAACAAAGCUCAGACUUCAGCUGUUUCCUCCCAGUCUCCGGACAGAUCCAUGUAAAACAGAGCAAAUCUUACUUAAGCAAUAAAUAAUCAAUUUAUUUAACAAAUGAUUGGUUAAUAAAUAACCUCGUGUCUCUACUUUUACUCAACACGACUGUAAAGACAGCAGUACUCAAGAGAGAAACUGAGAUAAGUGAAAAGAUAUUCCCUUAUGAUGGUGCUGGUGAAUCAAAACAAUAUGCUGCAUGCUGCUUACCAAGUACUUUUGAAAUGUCUUAAUGAACUAGCGAUUUCACAACCUUAUGAAGGCUUCGGUUGACUUAAUUUGCACAUAUACAGGUACCAUAUAAGUGGAUAAAUGUACAUCGCCACGGCUGGAAGAGGGGAGGACUGCAAGCCAGGCUGAAACAGAGAGGAAUGAAGUUCCAUCUACCCAGCAUCUUGUUAGCAAAUGCAAAGUGACUGAAGAACAAUAUUGCUGUAUUGGAGGGAAAUGAGGAAUUGCUUUUUUCUGUGCUCCACAGAUACAUGGCUCAUGCUGGACAUGCAAAAAAUGUCUGUGAGAUCCCAGGGCUUCGCGAUACACAGGUGGACCAGACUGUUGAUUCAGAGAAGGCAAAGUGUGGGAGGCCAAUUUUGGGAGGUUAUGAUAAACUCUUUGUGGUGUUUGGACGCAGCGGUGUUGUCACAGUCUUGUUACCCUAACCUGGAGCAUAUGAUGAUUAAGUGCUAACUGUUCUACUUACCAAGAGAGAUUUCCGCCAUGAUCCCGAUCACAGUUUACAUACCACCAAAGUCAAACAUUAAACAAGCACUUGUGUAUUGUCUGCCAUGAUAAGAAAAAAAGAAACAGCUACCCCGAUACCUUUUAAAUCAUUGUCAGGGACUCCAAUCAGGCUGGUUUGAAGAAAACUCUGCCCAAUUAUCAUCAACACCAAGAGUCCCAAUACAGUUACCACUGUUACAGUCAGACAUCCUACACUGCAAAAACUCAUUUCAGGGAGGUAGCACACCUACCUCCCGCAACCCUAUAUACACCCACCCCCGGUCGACCUCCAAGGGCGCAUGUAUAUGGGACACUUGAUUACGAAAGAACACAAUUUAUUUGACACAUAUUGAAACUAUUUACACACACAUUAUAUAUAUAUCCUUUGCUGAGUAGCUUUUCCAUUUCUUUUGCAAACUUUCCUUGUACUGUGAUGUGGUUCUGCUGAAAAGAACUGUGAAAUACUUGAGCAGCCUUCCCUGCGAUUAGCCUCCCUAAUGUGUUGUGGUCCCUAAAAGAAAUAAAAGCAUAAGGUGUAUCUUUAUUAUAUUGUCUUAUGUAAUACUUCAUUUAGUGAUUUUGUCUAAUCUGUAAACCGAUCUGUAAUCUGUAAACUGGGUAUAUGCAGAAAAUGUGACAUUAAAAUAUGUACUUACUUAUUAUCAUGGAGUCGUUUUUAAUUCUAUUACAACUUUAAGCACGUCUACAGGGAGCUUGGCCUCAUCACGUAGGACAAUAGAGUAGCUCCUUAGCAGCUAGCCAGCUAGUUUAAAUAACAUUAGCUAUGCUAAUGAAUGAAUGACACAUGUUAAACUCACCCCAACAUGUUUUUUACAGUCCUAACCCAUCAUGGGCAAUAGAAAAGUCACUGUUGCAAACAGUGCAGCGAGCAAC